Messenger RNA from Schistosoma margrebowiei, 520 nucleotides. NCBI's taxonomy places the organism in Eukaryota, Metazoa, Platyhelminthes, Trematoda, Strigeidida, Schistosomatidae. The record is from the annotation of a GenBank genome assembly.
GGUGAACAUCAAAAAUAAACUGUCUAAUUCACAGUUUAUUGAUAGAGAAAUCAUAUAUUUCGUAAUUCAUUUAUAUUUAUAUUAAUGAAUAAUCAUUACGAUUUUAGUAAUGAGUGUAAAUUAGGCCUCAGCAUACACAAAGGGAAACUCAAGAUCUUCAAAUUCAAAGCAGAGAAUAGCAAUCCAAUCACUCUUGGCGGCGAAACUCUGGAAGAUGUAGAAUCCUUCACAUACCUGGUCAGCUGUAUCAUCGAUGAACAAGGAGGUUCAGAUGCACAUCGUAAGUCGAAGAUAAGCAAAGUAAGAACAGCAUUCCUACAGUUGAAUAAUAUAUGGAACUCAAAACAACUGUCAACCAAUAUCAAAGUGAGAAUCUUCAAUGCCAACGUCAAGGCAGUUCUACUAUUUGGAGCUGGAACUUGGAGAACUACCACAACCAUCAUCAAAAGGGUACAAAUAUAAUGAAAAUUUGAUGAACUAUGUAGCAGCAGGCAAGAGACGAUUUUAUAAAUAAUUAUAA